AUGGUUCGAAUGACCGCAAUCUUGGCUACGGCCAUUCUCAGUCUCGCAUAUGCUGCUCCUCUCAGCCCCGUUCAAGAAGAAGUCAAAGCCCGAGGUGUGUUGGAUGCUACGUAUGCGCAGCUGGAUUGGUUCAUGGCUAAACGUGAUCCAGAGCUAUCUUAUGUGAAUAGCCGCGCAGCGGAAUUGAGUUAUGUGAAUUCGAAGCGGCAACCGGAGUUGAGCUAUGUCAAUUCUAAGCGCGAGCCUGAGCUCAGCUAUGUGAAUUCAAAGCGAGAACCAGAACUUAGCUAUGUCAAUUCUAAGCGCGAGCCUGAGCUUAGUUACGUGAACUCCAAGCGAGAGCCUGAGUUGAGCUAUGUCAAUUCAAAGAGAGAGCCCGAGCUCAGCUACGUCAACUCCAAGCGAGAACCAGAACUUAGCUACGUCAACUCCAAACGUUCCCCAGAACUCAGCUACGUCAACUCCAAGCGCUCGCCCGAACUCAGCUACGUCAACAGCCGCCACACGCACCAGGAAUAA
Messenger RNA from Botrytis deweyae, 519 nucleotides. RefSeq lists its product as uncharacterized. Gene Ontology annotation, biological process: extracellular matrix organization. Lineage: Eukaryota; Fungi; Ascomycota; Leotiomycetes; Helotiales; Sclerotiniaceae. Gene Ontology annotation, cellular component: extracellular matrix. The record is from RefSeq and is a predicted model, not a curated record. The coding region runs from base 1 to 519 and encodes 172 amino acids. The transcript is spliced from 7 exons.